This is a messenger RNA of Tachysurus vachellii, 1426 nucleotides long. RefSeq lists its product as uncharacterized. The record is from RefSeq and is a predicted model, not a curated record. Bases 89 to 835 code for a protein of 248 amino acids. The transcript is spliced from 8 exons. NCBI's taxonomy places the organism in Eukaryota, Metazoa, Chordata, Actinopteri, Siluriformes, Bagridae.
CACACAUGCCAGCGCAUCAUCACGGGCUUGAUCAGGAAGUUGUGAUGGAAAGAAGGACAGAAGAGAGUCAGUUAGUGAAACAUUCAGCAUGAGUAGCGUCCUGCAGGUCUGUGUGUGCGUCUCACUCGCUUUAUUCCUCACUAAUGAAGCUUCCACAGGUUAUAAUAUUGAUGUGUGUGAAGGUGGAACAGUGUAUCUAAAGUGUUCGCUCCCUAAACAGCGCUGGGCUUUUAAACCCAACAGCGAAUCAAAGAAAGUCUUCAUCUCUACACGCUUCAAGAACGGAACGGUCAUAAAGGAACGUCCAGAUCCAGACUCACGCUUCACUCACACUUUAAACCAUCUACAGAUCCUCAACAUACAGCAGAUGGAUUCGGGGACCUACUUCUGCAGUGGCAAAGACGUCGCUGUUGUUUCUGUCUCAUCAGAGAGCAACACAAUGCAGUGUCCUGUUACAGCAGAAACAACAGAAUCAGGAAAUAACAUCCCUCAGAAGUCUGGAAACGUGGUUCUGAUUGUCGUCCUCUCCGUGUGUGUGUUAGCUGUGGUUACAGUCGUCCUGCUCUCUGUGAUUGUGUGUCUAAAGUUCAGCGGCAGAAAAAGACUCACAGCCUCCAAACCAGAGGAAAGUGUGUUGCAUCACCAGAAUACACACGAUGCUGACAGGGUGACGCUUCAGUCAGCAGAUCGAUUGAGGAGCUACAAUGAUGAGAUCCACUAUGCGUCACUGGGGCAGAACUGGAGAGCUCGAGGCUGUAAUCAGCAAAGCAGGCAGCAGGUCAUUUACUCCACACUGCUGCUGACUCCUAAACACACACCUACACACACACCAUAAAACAGAGAAAACACACACACACAAUAGAAUAUAGAACACUCACACCAUAAACCAUACACACAGACACACACACAACUACACACACACACACAGAGUUUAAAGCUAACUAGUUAAACACAAACUAACUAAAUGAUCUUACAGUACUAGAGAUAUAAAUAAACCACUUCCAUGAGAACAGUUUACUGACUCACACAGCAAUAUAACAAACAAUAAUUAACACACUGUGUUACUGUUUAUAACACAGUGUUCUGAACUCUCAUCAUUCUAACUGCUGUAAUCAUUAUUAUUCUAAAUUACAUAAUAAUUUAUGCAAAUCUUUUUUCUGGCACUUUGCUUGAGAACCCCAACGAGGUUUUUGUGAGUGUGGAAGUGAAUAACAUUAGUGUGGCGUGUGACAGUGACAUGUGAUGAACAGAACAACAUCCCUUUUUCAUUUACACUGAAUCACACAUGUAAACACAAAGCUCUUUAUUUAUUCACUUAAAGCUGAUUAAAUAUUCAUGAGCAUGAUUUAAAAUGUAUCACACUGUUUAAACACCAUAACAAAUGACUACUUUAUAUACAUGACCUUUAAUAAACUCUAUCUGUAUA